Hansenula anomala is the source of this 201-nucleotide messenger RNA. RefSeq lists its product as uncharacterized. NCBI's taxonomy places the organism in Eukaryota, Fungi, Ascomycota, Saccharomycetes, Phaffomycetales, Wickerhamomycetaceae. Gene Ontology annotation, biological process: respiratory electron transport chain. The record is from RefSeq and is a predicted model, not a curated record. The coding region runs from base 1 to 201 and encodes 66 amino acids. The transcript has 2 exons. Gene Ontology annotation, cellular component: mitochondrion.
AUGGAUCCUCGUGUAAGAAACUUGUACAAGAGGCUGUUAUGGAUCGGUAGAGACUAUCCUCAAGGAUAUGAUUAUUUCAAAGGAAAGCUUCGUAAAGGAUUUAUCAAGAAUCGUCAACUAGAGGGGCAAGAAGUUGAAAAAGCUCUUGAGAAGGGUGAAUUUAUCUAUAAAGGUGAGUCGAACUGCUUUUUGAAUCAAUGA